Molecule: messenger RNA, 621 nt
Organism: Rubroshorea leprosula
Lineage: Eukaryota; Viridiplantae; Streptophyta; Magnoliopsida; Malvales; Dipterocarpaceae
Source: the annotation of a GenBank genome assembly
CCUCAUUUGUGAUUCCCUUCAAUCUCUCACCGUCACUACCCAUUGUGCAACCACUGCAACGCUGAUCUUCUCCCAUCUCUCACUCACACUCGACUUGACAGCUCUUCUCCAAUCUCUCAACUAGCCACUGGCAACUCAUUUCAUUCUCGGUAUCCCUCGUUAUUACCACUGAAAUCGACAAUGACUGGCUACUUGCCUGAGUUGCCUCCACUCAUGGCUCACGGCUCACCUUUAGCUCCAAGGCUCAGGCUCAAGAAUGGCAGAAUUGCACACCGCGUUGACACUAAAAUCUUCUCCGUUCCUGUUGCUUCUUCUCCCUUUCCCUCCUCCUCUUCCUCUUCCCCUUUCCUUCCUCGAUUUCCUAAACCACUGUUAACAACCGUCAACCGGAGAACAUCUUCUUCUUGCCCCUUUCAUUCCUCCUGAUGCUACUUCUUCUCCUUCUCCUUCCUCCUGUUCCUCCUCCCCCUUCCUUCCUCUAUUUCCCUCUGGUUUGGAGACUUGAACCAAAUCUAAUGGAAAUUCAAAGAAAUUUCAAAAAAUUUGUUGGGUUUUUUUGCUUCUUUUGUAGUUUACUUUUGACGAAUUCAAGUAUAUGUGUAAUCAAAAUUGUUAUAGAUG